AUGUCAAAAACACUCACCCACAAAUUCAAGAGCGAGGCAACGGCCUACCCAAAGACCGAGAUGCCUCUCCCACUCAUCCCCUUCGUCUUCAUCGCCCACUUCGCGCAUACCGUUACCACCGUCCUAACAACGGAGGCACGGCGCAAGUCGACCACGAUAGCAACGCACAUCGACUCCCUACGUCUGCAGGUCCGCGGCCCGGAGCACUCCUUCGCCCCCUUCUCACGGCUCCCGGCCGAACUCCGCCUCAAGAUCUGGAACCACGCGCUGCCGCCGCGCACCCUCACCGCCACCCAUGCCCCCAACCCGGCUCUGCUCUCCGCAAACCGCGAGGCCAGGUACGAGGCGCUGAGGAGGUACUCCCUGGUCAGGUUGAACACCUGGGGGGACCGGAGGAUCUACGUCGACUUCGAGCACGACAGCAUCGCCAUUGUCGAGGGCAAGGGCGGCGGCGGCUUUCCCGUCCGCGGCGCGAGACAUGUUGUUGUCGUAUGUGAGGAGCCGUUCCAGAGCCCUGCUUCGUGGUUGAAGUGUCGGUAUCGGUCUGGGUUGGACUCUGUCACGCUGGUGCUUGGUGGUGCCAAGUGGUCGAAUUUGGUACCGUUUCCUGAGAUCCGGCUUCUUGGCACACCGAAGAACACGCAGAAAAGACUUGGGCUGUCCAAGGACGAAGCAGAGAGGAUAGAGGAGGAGCUCAGGGAUCUGGCCCUGGGAUGGGGACACACUGAAGUUCGUGUAGGAGAGUUUGUAUAA
Messenger RNA from Colletotrichum karsti, 753 nucleotides. RefSeq lists its product as uncharacterized. The record is from RefSeq and is a predicted model, not a curated record. The transcript has a single exon. Lineage: Eukaryota; Fungi; Ascomycota; Sordariomycetes; Glomerellales; Glomerellaceae. Bases 1 to 753 code for a protein of 250 amino acids.